Megalobrama amblycephala (Wuchang bream) is the source of this 1093-nucleotide messenger RNA. RefSeq names its product G protein-coupled receptor 160 (gene gpr160). The coding region runs from base 131 to 1021 and encodes 296 amino acids. The transcript has a single exon. Lineage: Eukaryota; Metazoa; Chordata; Actinopteri; Cypriniformes; Xenocyprididae. The record is from RefSeq and is a predicted model, not a curated record. Gene Ontology annotation, cellular component: signaling receptor complex; plasma membrane.
GAUUGUGUAGGGCUGGCCUUCAUCUCAGUAGGGUGUGUCUACUGAGAGCUGCUGUAAGCUGUUCAGUGAGGAACUGAAAAGAAAGACUAAUUGUGGCUGUUGUGAUUUCUGCCUUGGAUAAUGCCUUACCAUGGACACAUCAAUCCCUUCACUUCUGCUGGUUCUGUGGCUCAAGAGUUUUCUGAACUGGUUGGUGGUCGUGAUCCAGCGACACUACAUGAUCCGGACGUUCUCAGGAUUCUUCUGCAUUUCCCUGGCACUGAUUGACAGUCUGUUGAGUUUUGCCCUCACAGCUAUUUUCUAUCUGGAAGACAUCAACUUCUCUGGCUGGCAUUUCACCAGGUACCACAUAUGCCUACUGACUCAGAUUGCUUGUUUUAUCUAUGCCACGCUCCACUGGCCAGUGUUCCUCCUCGUAGGACUAGAUAACUUCUGGACGCUAUCAUCAAGCUCAAGAAACACAGGCUGGACACAAAAGCUGACUUACAUUGCGGGAGUGUGUCUCCUUUGGAUUCUAGCAGCUCUGUAUGUCUUCUGGGUGCCUGAUGUCGCUCCUCUGUUAGGAGAUGAUGAGAAGCACCAAUGCAAGCUGUUCAGCAGCCCUCAGAGUUCACAGGUUCUCGCUGCAUUGUUACUGACAGCCACCUGCGUCAUUAUUUGCUCGUACGCUCCGUUUGAGAAAUGGAGGGUGCAGGUUUUUCUGCAUUCCAUUCAACCAUGUUGUAUGAUUUGUUUAAGGCGGAUCAUGCAUAUGUUCCUCAGCACGUGGGCCUCGUUUCUCAUUCUGAUGAUCAUCUCGCCGCUGCUAAAGAUAGAGAUGAACGCGCACCUGCAGUUAAACGUCGUCUGGUUGAGUUUCCUCAACAGUUUUUCUGUUGCUUUGGCACUGUGUUUUGCAACGAAUUCCAAGAAAAGCGAGACCAUUACAGAUGGGUUUUGUUCAUGGUACUUUUGUUUUACAUAUGAAGCUGACGAGUGGAAUUAUGGACAAGCUGACCGCAUUCAAGUUCAAAAACACUAAAUGUCUGAGUAUGCCUAUUUGCUUUCUUGUUUGCAUUGCAAAAAGAAAAUUAAACACACGUGGGUUUGUAAA